UCUCUGCUGCCGACAGCGCGUUUCUUGGAGUCUGUUAAACAUGAGUGUCACUUCUCCAACGGGACGGAGCGGGUGCGCUACCUGGACAGAUACUUCUACAACCUGGCGGAGUACGUGCGCUUCGACAGCGAGGUGGGCGAGUACCGCGCGGUGACCGAGCUGGGGCGGCCGGACGCCAAGUACUGGAACAGCCAGAAGGAGCUCCUGGAGCAGAAGCGGGCCAGGGUGGACACGUACUGCAGACACAACUACGGGGUUGGUGAGAGCUUCACUGUGCAGAGG
Messenger RNA from Fukomys damarensis (Damara mole-rat), 282 nucleotides. RefSeq names its product HLA class II histocompatibility antigen, DR beta 3 chain-like. NCBI's taxonomy places the organism in Eukaryota, Metazoa, Chordata, Mammalia, Rodentia, Bathyergidae. The annotation marks the transcript as partial. Gene Ontology annotation, biological process: positive regulation of T cell activation; immune response; antigen processing and presentation of exogenous peptide antigen via MHC class II. Gene Ontology annotation, molecular function: MHC class II protein complex binding. Gene Ontology annotation, cellular component: MHC class II protein complex; lysosomal membrane; late endosome membrane. The record is from RefSeq and is a predicted model, not a curated record. The transcript has a single exon.